Molecule: messenger RNA, 522 nt
Organism: Physeter macrocephalus (sperm whale)
Lineage: Eukaryota; Metazoa; Chordata; Mammalia; Artiodactyla; Physeteridae
Product: myosin-13-like
Exons: 3
Coding region: 1-522 (173 amino acids)
Biological process (GO): muscle contraction
Cellular component (GO): myosin II complex; cytoplasm; myosin filament
Molecular function (GO): microfilament motor activity; actin filament binding
Source: RefSeq, a predicted model, not a curated record
AUGGAUGCCGAGGAACGGUGCGAGGGGUUCAUGAAAAGCAAGAUUCAGCUGGAGGCCAAAGUGAAGGAGCUAAACGAGAGGCUGGAAGAGGAGGGGGGCAUGAAUUCUGAACUGGUUGCCAAGAAGAGGAACCUGGAAGAUAAAUGCUCCUCCCUCAAAAGAGACACUGACGACCUGGAGCUGACCCUGACCAAGGUGGAGAAGGAGAAGCACGUCACCGAGAACAAGGUAAAGAAUCUUUCCGAAGAAAUGACAGCGCUUGAAGAAAACAUUUCCAAACUGACCAAAGAGAAGAAAUCUCUGCAGGAAGCCCAUCAGCAAACACUGGAUGAUCUUCAGGUUGAAGAAGACAAAGUCAGCGGUCUCACCAAAAUAGAAGUCAGGCUGGAGCAGCAAGCAGACGACCUUGAGGGCUGCUUAGAGCAGGAGAAGAAACUGCCGGCCGACCCGGAGCGAGAGAAGAGGAAGCUGGAAGGAGACCUGAAGAUGCGCCGGGAGUCCCUCAUGGAUCUAGAAAAGUAG